Papilio machaon (common yellow swallowtail) is the source of this 2614-nucleotide messenger RNA. It is a transcript of the gene E(z), whose product is annotated as histone-lysine N-methyltransferase E(z). NCBI's taxonomy places the organism in Eukaryota, Metazoa, Arthropoda, Insecta, Lepidoptera, Papilionidae. The transcript is spliced from 16 exons. The record is from RefSeq and is a predicted model, not a curated record. Gene Ontology annotation, biological process: chromatin remodeling. Gene Ontology annotation, molecular function: protein binding; histone H3K27 methyltransferase activity. Bases 109 to 2409 code for a protein of 766 amino acids.
CAAUUGUAUCAAUCUUAAAUCUUAAUUGUCAAAUCUUGUCAAUAUUAUAAAGCGUUGAUUUUUAAGUUAUAGAAUUUGUAAACUAGCUUUUCAAAUUGACUUUAUCGAAUGAGUAAGUCAAAAGUAUCAGCAGAAUGGAAGAAACGAGUAAAAUCGGAAUAUAUGAGGCUUCGCCAAAUGAAAAGAUUCAAAAGAGCGGACGAAGUAAAAGUUGCUUGGGCGCGAAACUUACGUAUAAUGUCAGAGGCGAUAGAGGCGCGUGAAUCGGAGACAGCGGAGCGGGGGCGCAGGCCUUUCUGGCCUCCUCCAUCACCCAGCCCUAGCCACGAAAGUCUUAUGAAAAGAGCUGAAGUUACCUAUACAGAUUCAUCAGGAGUUGUGACCACACAACAAGUGCCGAUCCGUAUCAUAAACUCUGUAAACCCCAUACCUACUAUGUACACAUGGGCACCAACUCAGAAGAACUUCAUGGUGGAGGAUGAGACAGUGCUCCAUAACAUUCCAUACAUGGGGGACGAGGUGUUGGACCAAGAUGGGACAUUCAUUGAGGAACUCAUUAAGAACUAUGAUGGAAAAGUUCAUGGUGAUAAAGAAGGAGGUUUUAUAGAUGACCAGCUAUUUGUGGAUCUGGUGCAUGCAUUAAUGACAUAUCAGACCAAGGAUGAGGUUGCUGAAGAGAGGAAGGAGAGAGAACUACGUAACUCUAAAGAAGAUAAAGAUAAAGAUACAAGUAAAGAAGGUAAAGAGAAAGAAAAAGACAAAGAAGAAGUCAAGGAUGGUGACAAGAAAGCAGUUGUUGAUAAGCAGUUCCCAAUCUUCACUAUAUUCCAGGCUAUCAGCUCACAGUUCCCUGACAAGGGCACCGCUCAGGAACUAAGAGAAAAGUAUGUGGAGCUGACGUCUCUUCGUGAUCCGGAUGCAUUGCCACCAGAGUGUACACCCAACAUAGAUGGCCCGCUAGCAGAGUCUGUGCCACGCGAACAGACCAUGCACUCUUUUCACACGCUCUUCUGUCGGCGCUGCUUCAAGUACGACUGCUUCUUGCACCGUUUACAAGCGUGCCAUCCCGGACCCAACCUGAGCAAGCGCAAGGGGCCAGACCUCAAGCCCUUCGCAGAGCCUUGCGGACCUAACUGCUACAUGCUCUUGGAGGGCAUGCGAGAGAAGCUGGCUCGGGAGCAGGCGGCGGGCGAGGAGGAGUCGGGCAAAGCGCACGCCAUCGACUCCCCCAACGACGCCUCCUCCGAGGACAGCAACGACAGCAACAGAUACCAGAAAGGUAGCAAUAGUAACUCCAGCAACAGCAACUGGAGCUCCAAUGGUGUGGGCAAGGGCGCAGACCCCGCCGCGGCCGCAGACCCCGCAUACAACGCGCUCGGUCUGACGGUGGGUGACAUAGAGUCAGAGUGGACAGGCUCGGACCAGUCUCUGUUCCGAGCACUGCACAAGGUCUUCCCCUCCAACUACUGCGCCAUCGCACAGCUCAUGCUGUCCAAGACAUGCCAGCAGGUGUACUCGUACUGGAUCCGCACGGGUCAGGAGGAGUGCCGGGUGGAGGCGGAGCUGACACCACCACGUAAGAAGAAGAAGAAGCACCGCCUUUGGUCUGUGCAUUGCCGCAAGAUACAACUCAAGAAGGACUCCGCCUCACAUCAUGUAUACAACUACACGCCGUGCGACCACCCCAACCAGCCGUGUGACAACAUGUGCCCCUGUCUGCAGUCACAGAACUUCUGCGAGAAGUUCUGUCAGUGCAGCAGCGACUGUCAGAACCGGUUCCCGGGAUGUCGCUGCAAGGCGCAGUGCAACACCAAGCAGUGCCCGUGUUACCUGGGAGUGCGCGAGUGUGACCCCGACCUCUGCGUGGCGUGCGGCGCUGACGCCCCCAGCCCUGGCCCCGCCCCACCACACGCCCCCCCACACGCCCCCCCACACGCCCCCGCGCUCAGACAACACGCCCAUGUCUACUGCCGCAACGUCUCCGUACAGAGGGGCCUCCACAAACACCUGCUGCUGGCACCUUCGGACGUGGCGGGCUGGGGCAUCUUCCUGAAGGAGGCUGCGCACAAGAACGAGUUCAUCUCCGAGUACUGCGGAGAGAUCAUCUCACAGGAUGAGGCUGAUCGUCGCGGCAAGGUCUACGACAAGUAUAUGUGCUCCUUCCUCUUCAAUCUUAACAAUGACUUCGUGGUUGACGCGACGCGCAAAGGUAACAAGAUCAGGUUCGCGAACCACUCCAUCAACCCCAACUGCUACGCCAAGGUGAUGAUGGUGAAUGGUGAUCACCGCAUUGGCAUCUUCGCCAAACGCGCCAUACAACCUGGAGAGGAGCUGUUCUUCGACUACAGAUACGGACCGACGGAGCAACUGAAGUUUGUUGGCAUUGAACGGGAAAUGGAAUUCUUAUGAGAACAAAGCAAACAGUGACUUGUGUCACUAACACUGAGUUCCCACUGUCAAUAAACAUCAACAAAAAUAUAUUGUUUACAAAAACAUGUGGGAUGAUACAUGUUUUACAUGCCGCAGUGGAAACAGUCUCGUCAACAAGUGCCUAAAUGACCUAGUGACAAUUCACUUGUUACUAAGACUUUAUUGUAUUUCAUUAUUAACAUAU